Molecule: messenger RNA, 732 nt
Organism: Hirsutella rhossiliensis
Lineage: Eukaryota; Fungi; Ascomycota; Sordariomycetes; Hypocreales; Ophiocordycipitaceae
Exons: 3
Coding region: 1-732 (243 amino acids)
Molecular function (GO): protein binding
Source: RefSeq, a predicted model, not a curated record
AUGCCUGGUGGACAGCAGUUUGCUGUUGUGCAGUUUAUCCAGCUGAAGAACUGGGCUCCCAUCUACUUGAACGAAGAAGGCUUGGGAAGGCAGGGGCGGCUCAACAUGGCGUUGCCCUUUCAGGAGAUAAUCGACGCAGAGAGCGCGGAUUUCUGUGAUUCCAUCCCCGUGGUUUGCGGCAACCUGUUCCACGAUCGGAAAUGGACAGACACCAUCCGCUGCCUGUCCCGCAAAGUUCUAACUGGCCAAGUCCGCCUUGCCAAUGGGGACUACAAGUCUGCGAAGCUCACAUUCGACAAGGCUGUGGCACAAGCCGAGGAAAUCACGGGCGACCUUCACCCCGAAACUCUCAGGUAUAAGUCAGAGCAGGCUCGUGUCUACCUCUACUUGGGCAACGUCACCAAUGCUGGAGAUUUAGCUCUCCUUGCAGUCGCCCAACAAUUCGAGCUUUCCACCCAAAGGCAGAUCACUGAUCUAGACAUGGCGUAUCUGUGCAAGCUGCUGCAGACCAGUCCUCGGGAUGAGCCGUUGACACGAGUCAGCAAGCUCCUCGACUUGGUCCUCAAAAAGGGCCCAUUGUCGGCAACGCUCCAUCUCUUCCUCGUCUCGACUCUGCUACUUGUAGCCAGAAUCGAAGUUUGCAGGUUCCGGUUGACCACCCGAAAAGGCUCCGGCGCGGACUUAGCCUCCGCCAAGCAAAUCUGGGAGUCACUGCACGAUUUAUGGGGCUAA